AUGACUCCACAAACUGUUGGUUUCCGGAUUGGCGAUGCGGUGGAAGUGACGAGCAAUGAUGAAGGCUUCAUGGGAUCCUACUACGAGGCUACGGUUGUGGGUCAAUUGACCGGCGAUGUCUACAUAGUUGAAUACAAAAAUUUAGUCACGGACGACUUUUCGGCCCCACUGAGGGAAAACGUUCCCCUCGCACAAAUCCGCCUGCAGCCGCCGCAAGUGCAGUCCACCUUUUUCAAUAUGUACCAGGUAGUGGACGCCUUCGACAAUGACGGUUGGUGGGUCGGUCAAAUCACCGGGGAAUACAGGAACCGUUAUUAUGUCUACUUCGAGCAUUUCGGUGAGGAGACUCUUUAUCACAGAGAUAAUAUAAGAAUCCAUCAAGAUUGGGUUCAACAGUCGUGGGUUUCCAACGAAACCCGAAUACAACCCCUUUUUUGA
Messenger RNA from Ipomoea triloba (trilobed morning glory), 438 nucleotides. Its product is annotated as protein AGENET DOMAIN (AGD)-CONTAINING P1-like. Lineage: Eukaryota; Viridiplantae; Streptophyta; Magnoliopsida; Solanales; Convolvulaceae. Bases 1 to 438 code for a protein of 145 amino acids. The transcript has a single exon. The record is from RefSeq and is a predicted model, not a curated record.